GGCGAGCCCGCUAGAAACAGCAGCAGCCGUUGUAGCCGCGUUCAUGCAUUGGCAGAGACUUGAAGAGAGGCUACCGACGUCAUCCUCGCUCAGCUAGCACUAGAGGAAAUAGAUGCCAUUGCAGCAGAGUCAGCAGUUCGCAGGGCAGAAGCGCGCCACCUGAAGGUACGACGCUACAAAGCGGCGCAAGUAGCUAGGAUGGCAGAAUGGAUUGCACAGAUUAAUAACAUGGACGAGGCCGCUUUCGUAUAUUUUUUUCGUAUUAACCGUGACAUCCUGGAGCACUUAGAGGCAGGGAUGUUGACGACUUUCGCAAGGAGAUUCUGUCGCACAAUGUUCCAUUGCGUCUCUGCAUCCUAAUCCCUAAAAAAUAUCUGGCUUCUGGAAUGACAUAUCUCGAUAUGAGUGUUUACUUUGGUGUCCCCGCAUCUGUAUGCCAUCUCAUUGUCGAUCGUUUCCUGCUUGCAUUUCCAUGCCGACACAAGGAGACGUGGGUCCGUUUCCCCACCCGAGACGAAAUGGCUGGAAUGGCGGCGGAGUUUAAGGAAUGUCGGGGGGUUCCAAAUGUUAUCGGCGCUGUGGACGGGACUAAUCUGCAGGUCCGUGGAAUCGACGACUAUCGCAGUGAAUACUUUUGUCGCAAACAGAUGUACUCUGUGCAGCUCCAACUGACCGUAGAUGUGAAAUGCCGCAUUUGGGAUUAUGUAGUAGGAUGGCCAGGAUCUUCCCAUGACAGCAAGGUUUUCACGAAAAGUGCGUUAUAUGCCAGAAUGGAGAACGGAGAGAUCAGACCAGUCGCAGAUUGAAUGCCGCAAGUCUUCGCGCGGCUGGUGGAGGGAUGGGACGUCACGGAAUCUGAAU
Messenger RNA from Closterium sp. NIES-67, 861 nucleotides. Lineage: Eukaryota; Viridiplantae; Streptophyta; Zygnematophyceae; Desmidiales; Closteriaceae. The record is from the annotation of a GenBank genome assembly.